Molecule: messenger RNA, 639 nt
Organism: Arachis ipaensis
Lineage: Eukaryota; Viridiplantae; Streptophyta; Magnoliopsida; Fabales; Fabaceae
Source: RefSeq, a predicted model, not a curated record
AUGAUAUCUGAAACUGUAUCUGAAGUUCAUUUGUUAAGUGGUGACAACUAUAAAGAAUGGAAAGAUAAGAUUCUCUUUCACUUGGGGUGUGCAGACCUUGACUAUACUCUUUGUAGGGAAGAGCCUCCGACACCUAUUGAUGCUAGUUCUCAAGCCGAGGUAGCAUUAUACAAACGGUGGGAGAAAUCCAACUGUUUAAGUAUGAUGUUCAUUAAGUCUUGUAUUUCAGCUAGUAUCCGAAGUUCAAUUUCUGAUUGUAGGAAUGUCAAGGAUUAUAUGAAGGCUAUUGAUGAACAUUUUGAGUCUUCUAGUAAGGCACUUGCAAGCACUCUAAUGGCACAAUUGUCAUCUAUGAGGCUUACCGGCAUAAGAGGUGUGCGUGAACACAUCAUGAGGUUGAGAGAUAUUGCAGCACAACUGAAAGCUUUAGAGGUUGAGAUCUCUGAGUCAUUUCUGUUGCAUCUUAUUCUGAAUUCUCUUCCUGCCCAGUACGGAUCAUUUAAGAUUUUUUAUAACACACAUAAGGAAAAAUGGUCCAUUAACGAAUUACUGGUGCUAUGUGUGCAAAAGGAAGGAAGGCUAAUUCAGGAACUUGGUGAGAGUGCACUAUUAAUGACAAAUGAGGGUAGUAAAAAAUAA